GCAUUCGAAGCGCGUAUGAGUUACCCUGUUCGAAACCAAACUUACGUAACCUCCUCUGGUCGGCGCUUCGCCGGCCUUCGGUCUAACAUUUGCUUUCCUGUAGUGUGUAAAUGUUCUCACCGGGUCAGAGGGAGCGGCCCUCCCUGGAACUUAAGUGUGACUGUUUGGUUUCAGGCACACGAAGCCUCCCAUCACCAACAGCAGGCAGCGCAGAACAGCUUGUUGCCUCUCCUGAGCUCUGCUGUAGAGCCACCCGAUCAGAAGCCGAUUCUGCCCUUACCGAUAACGCAGAAACCUCAGCCCGCACCAGAAACAUUAAAGGAUGCUAUUGUUGGGAUUAAAAAGGAAAAACCUAAAACCUCCUUUGUGUGCACUUACUGCAGCAAGGCUUUCAGGGACAGCUACCAUUUGAGGCGCCACGAGUCCUGCCACACGGGGAUAAAAUUGGUGUCACGGCCAAAGAAAACUCCCACCACAAUGGUGCCCCUUAUCUCCACCAUCGCCGGUGACAACAGCCGAAGCUCCUUGGUGUCCACCAUCGCGGGCAUCCUGUCCACGGUCACUACGUCUUCCUCCGCCACCAACCCCAGCAGCAGCGCCGGUGCCACGGCCAUGGCAGUGACGCAGACGGUGAAGAAGCCCAGCAAACCCGUCAAGAAGAACCACGCCUGCGAGAUGUGCGGGAAGGCCUUCAGGGACGUGUACCACCUCAACCGGCACAAGCUGUCCCACUCGGAUGAAAAACCCUUCGAAUGUCCGAUUUGCAAUCAGCGCUUCAAGAGAAAGGAUCGCAUGACCUACCACGUGAGGUCUCACGAGGGUGGCAUCACGAAACCGUACACCUGUGGUGUUUGUGGAAAAGGCUUCUCGAGGCCUGAUCAUUUAAGCUGUCACGUUAAACAUGUUCACUCAACAGAGAGACCCUUCAAAUGCCAAACGUGCACUGCUGCCUUUGCCACCAAAGACAGACUGCGGACACACAUGGUGCGCCAUGAAGGAAAGGUAUCGUGUAAUAUCUGUGGUAAACUUCUGAGUGCAGCAUAUAUCACCAGCCACUUAAAGACACACGGGCAGAGCCAAAGUAUCAACUGUAAUACCUGUAAACAAGGCAUCAAUAAAACAUGCAUGAGUGAAGAGACCAGCAAUCAGAAGCAGCAGCAGCAGCAGCAACAGCAGCAGCAGCAGCAACAACAACAACAACAACAGCAACAGCAGCAGCAGCAACAGCAACAACAGCAGCAGCAACAGCAGCAGCAGCAGCAUGUAACAAGUUGGCCUGGAAAGCAGGUAGAGACCUUGAGAUUGUGGGAAGAGGCCGUCAAAGCAAGGAAGAAAGAAUGUCAGUUCACCUUUGAGAAGGCUAUAGAGUACGUACCAUUCGAAGCUGCUAACUUGUGCCAAACCUCCACUGCUGCUACUACGCCUGUGACUCUUACUACUCCAUUCAAUAUAACGUCCUCUGUGGCUUCUGGGACUAUCACAAACCCAGUCACAGUGGCAGCUGCAAUGAGCAUGAGAAGUCCAGUAAAUGUAUCAAGUGCAGUUAAUAUAUCCAGUCCGAUGAACCUAGGGCAUCCUGUAACUAUAACAAGUCCAUUAUCCAUGACAUCUCCAUUAACGCUCACCACACCAGUCAAUCUUCCCACCCCAGUAACCGCUCCAGUGAAUAUAGCGCACCCAGUCACUAUCACGUCUCCCAUGAACCUCCCCACACCGAUGACGUUAGCUGGUCCCUUAAAUAUAGCGAUGAGACCAGUAGAGAGCAUGCCUUUCCUGCCCCAGGCCUUGCCCACGUCUCCUCCCUGGUAAAGAAUUUCUCAACAGUAUUAAAAGGAUUGAAAUGGAAUCCUUACCAGCAGUUCUUUUUUGGGGUUUGUUUGCUUGUUUUGUUUUGGUUUUGUUUGUUUUUUGUUCUUCUUUUUCCCCUCCCCCUCCUCCCCCCUUUUUUUUUUUUAAAUUAAUAAUAAAUUCAAUCUAAGGCACCGUGGUAACACGCACCGUCAGAGAGCGUAGUAGCAUCUUCCCCUGUUGAUUUGGCUCGUGUGGUUCAAUCUUGAGUUUCACUGGAGCACUUCAUUUAACGUGAGUUUUACCUUUUAGCUGACUGAUGACGAAUUAGAGCAGAUACGUAUUUGCCAGAGGUUUUUCGUUGUUUUUUUUUUAAGGAAGUCAUUAAAAACCAGGUCUAUGUUUUAUCCCCCAAAUAACUUAGAAAAUUAUUUUAAUCUAAACACUAGCGAAGACCCCCUUUGUAUUGUUAAGAGGGCAGAUGGCUAACUGUAACUUGCCAGUCCUUAGGUCCAUUUUUUUGGGCUAGUGUAGAAUCUUUGUCUGUGUUGAUGUUUUUUUUUUUUGUUUUGUUUUGUUUUUGUUUUUGUUUUUUUUUUUUAAUGAGUAAAUGAAUUACAAUGUUGUCAUUUAAAAAAAAAUGCAUUUUGGAUGAAAUAUGCAUUUUACCUUUGGGAAUAUGAUAAUUUCAGGCAGCAUUCCCUAUGGGAAAGGUGAUACCAGCUCUGAUAUGCAAAGCAUAUGAUAACUUAUCAUUCUAACUUCAACAUAUAAUAGGGAUUGUGACCUGAUAUUUGGAGAUGUAAAUAUUACCCAACAUAUUACCCUAAGGGAAUAUAGCAUUGUAGUCAACAUUUUUAAAAAAAACAAACUGUUAUUGUUUGGCGAGAAACAGCCGUGGCUGACAGAAGAGGAGUCGAAAUGUAUGUAAGCAUGGUCUCUGAACAGUCAGACCCCUAUGGGACUCUUACCUAGGAGCAAAAGGAGUGCUUUGAAACUUAAGAAACAUUGCUUUAAGCUGGAAGAUUCUGGAGGCACUGGGUGUGAUUUUUAUGCCCUCUGCCUCCCAAUCAGAACCUGCUGGUGUUACAGCAGGGGACAGACGUGUUAGUUGUUCACUAGAAGUUUUGUCUUAUAUUAAAUUGUAUACAGUUUUUAUUCUAACCACUAACUAGGUAGGAUGCCCCUUCAGGACAAGCAGAGAGCAUCUUUUAAUUUCUCCCCUAUUUCUUAAUCAAGUGUUGUGCAAAUCUGUUCAACUUUGUAAAUAUUUGCAAACAUCAUCAUUUUUACGUUAUUCUUCUAUUGUGUUAACACAUUUCUAUCAAUUUGUGGGAGUUCUGGGGUGAUGGCCUGAACUAUCUAGCCCAGAACUUCUCUACAAAUGGUCACACAUGUUUAAGCUACAUGUGCUUUUUAUUUCUUAACCUGUUUAUCUGUACAUAACGUAGAAAGCAAAGUCUAGGGAAACAGAUAUACUUUUUAGACUAUCAUGUCACAUAUUCACAUUUUUAAAACUUUGUUUAAAAAAAAAAAACAAAAAAAAACCCACCCUAAAACCAAGACUCUACAUUAAAAAAAAAAAAAAAAGAAAAAAAAAUCAUGAGUUGAGAUGUUUUUAUUUUAAUGAAGCUGAAAGCUAUGGAGAUUAGCGUGUGCGCAUUUUCACAGAGUGCUAGCAGGACUGACUAGUCAAAAUGGACUGCUUCCGUUCUACCCUGCCGUGUCAGUACAAGCAGUGAUUGCCAGACUUCUGGGUCAGGUGACAGGUAUCUGUAUCAUUACGUGAAACUGUUCUAGGGGCUUGGACUACAUAGUAAAACAAAAACAACAAAAAAAAAAAAUAGAGCUUAGUGUAAAAUAAUUUUAUAAAUGAUCUUUUGUACUUUAGGACAUCAAAUUGUACAACUUUUGUAUAUAUAAAAGCUUAGGAACUUUCUGUUUAGCAGAAAGGAAACACAUUCCUACACUUUUAAUGUAUAUGUUUGUUAUAAUGUCCAUGUAAACAUAUGCCCUAUGUUUGUGCCUUUUAAUUAGUUUGUCUCAAUAAACAAAAAUGUAGAGAAGAAUAUGUAGCUAUGACUUUGUUACCACUGUUCUUACUCCAGAUGUAUAGACGUCUUCGUUUUUGCACUGUGUAGAGCGUUGCGUGCAGACAGCUGCAUGACUUAGGCUGAUACGGCCAACAUGAGGCAUGUGAGUUGAAUGCACCCCAGCAAAAAAUCUUCCUCCCUUAGUGUAGAGCAGCCCGUGCUGAUGGGCCUUGCAUGUUGGGUUGUGUAGUUUCCAAGCCAUCUCUGUUACCCACCGCAGUGAUACCAUCUUGCACCAGUUUUACGUAGUAGGUAUGGCAUUCUGGAUCUGGGUAAACUGCAGAGAUGACCCUUAGAUGAAGUUUGGGUGUCCCUGAGCUUGAAAAACAAAAGCAUUAAAAGCCAAUGUGAAAAUGUGUACUAGAAGUGGUUAUCUAUGAAUUACUUACAAUAAACAGGUGUGAGACUUAA
Messenger RNA from Numida meleagris (helmeted guineafowl), 4292 nucleotides. It is a transcript of the gene VEZF1, whose product is annotated as vascular endothelial zinc finger 1. Gene Ontology annotation, molecular function: RNA polymerase II cis-regulatory region sequence-specific DNA binding; DNA-binding transcription factor activity, RNA polymerase II-specific. Gene Ontology annotation, cellular component: nucleus. Lineage: Eukaryota; Metazoa; Chordata; Aves; Galliformes; Numididae. The transcript has 6 exons. Gene Ontology annotation, biological process: regulation of transcription by RNA polymerase II. The record is from RefSeq and is a predicted model, not a curated record. Bases 16 to 1809 code for a protein of 597 amino acids.